UAUUUAGGUUGCAAAUGAGGUGCUUCCUUGCUAUAUCUCAUAGUGCCUGUCAUCUAUCCUUUUGGUAUAGUAGGAAUAAAUGCUGCCUAUAUUUAUUCACUAAAUGUAUGACCUCAUUUUCAAGUGAAGUUAACUUAGCUGUUAGAAUAGUUAUUGAAUAGUUUAUUCACAUCAAGAGUUCUAUAACAGUGAGUAUAACUAAAUUUUGAAACCGACAGCAGUGACUCCGAUGUGGCCCUAUCACCACCACACACCCAGCCAGCUAUGGAGGAGCAUGGCAUCAUGAGUGGCCUCCCUAACGAUUACGCCCUCGUCCACUUUCACCGAUUCCAACAGAUCAAGACAGCUACCAAACAAGUCUUUGAUGCUUUGGCCGAAAAUGGGGGUGGCAACCAAUUUGUCGUUGUUCUCGGUCUCCCCGAAACAGCACGCCGGCGACUCGAUACCGAAAAGAACUGUCUGGAUGGCAUCUCGUUUAGAUUCAUGUGGGAAAACUACACCGGACUAAUCAAAGUGAUCCCAAGUGCUGAGCAUGAUUUCACCACGGGCGCAAUUCGAACCCACCUUGAGCGCAUGUUUACUGGAAUGGGUAUCGCAAGAGACGAAGUAGGGUUUGCGAUGUCCACUACUCACAAGCCGGCUGUUGGGAACAGAGGCAAACAGGCCGACGAGUGUUUCUGGCCUCUCUCAAGACAGCCCCGACCUGGUCGAGCUCACGGAUGGCCCACUUUGGUCAUCGAGACUGGGGUCUCGGAGUCCUUACGAAGACUUAGGGAGGAUGCGUGCUGGUGGUUCCACAAUUCUCUUGGGGACGUUAGAAUUGUUUUGAUCGUAUGUAUCAAUCGUCGCACCCGCAAAAUUCUAGUGGAAAAGUGGCAGCUAGCACCUGCCGGCACGCCAAACCCGAUGACAAGGAACAUGCGGAUCCAACUCUCAAACCCGAACCAGCAACCCCCUCUCGGCCAGCAGCCUGUCGCCUCCCAGCAGCCCUAUGCGGCACAGGAGAUCGAAAUCAAUUCCGCUACGGUCCAAGGGGCCCCUCUCAUUCUGAAUUUCGAAGCUGUCUUGGAUCGUCCCCGACAGGGAAACGAAUCAGACCUUGUUUUCAAUACCAGUGACCUUCUUUACUGCGCCCGGAUGAUGAUUUGA
Messenger RNA from Aspergillus wentii DTO 134E9, 1149 nucleotides. RefSeq lists its product as uncharacterized. Bases 265 to 1149 code for a protein of 294 amino acids. Lineage: Eukaryota; Fungi; Ascomycota; Eurotiomycetes; Eurotiales; Aspergillaceae. The record is from RefSeq and is a predicted model, not a curated record. The transcript has 2 exons.